AUGUCCGCUGCUAUGGCUCUCAACAGCGGCCCAGCCUCCCGUAUCAGUCGUCAGCCCGGCAGACCAUCAGCCGUCUACAACAGCAGAGACCAUGCCGAUGGAUCCAAUAGCAGCGCACACCCACAGGCGGGUCCUUCGAGGAUGCCUGCGUCACAACCAGACUCCCGUCGUCUGCAACACGAUGAUCCAGUCCGCACUGCUCAAGAAGAAGCAACGCGCGUCUGGAAAGCUGACAUGCGCAGGCUGCUAGAACGAGCCGAAGAACGCUUUGCGGAUGUCUGCUGGACUACCACCAGCGCUGAACCUCUCGAUCAGCAGAACCAUUUUGACUCUGACCUCGGACACUCGACCAGCGCUUACUCGAGCAGUGUCGGUCGCAACAGCUCCGACACCGCUCACGCACGCAAUACAUUGAUACCACCGCAAAGCCCAUCCGAAGCUUCAUCAUCAAUACCCAACUCAACUGCAACUUCCGCCGGCACACUCAUAUGGGCUCACAAGGCCAUCCUGUAUGCACGCGCCCCCAAUACGUUUCAAACCCGCUUCUUGAACUUGCGCUCGCCUGCUGCUCAGCUUGAGCAUAUCGGUUCCACUGCCAGCCUCGUCUCUCUUCCUUUGCAGAGCAGCGAAUCCCAACUGUCGCUUGCAUCCGACUUUUCCAGCUCCACCCAGACCGGCGCGGCAGCGCCGCCCAACCCCUCUGCUUUCUCAUCGAAUGCAAACACGCUAUCUAGUCGGACGGGCAUCCCAGCCAAACCGCGCAAACCGAUUCGCGGCGCAGCUCCUCCAAGCAGCUUCUCCAUGACCAGACCGUCCUUGCGCAAACCCAUUUCGCGCGCCAGUAUAUCCAGGCCCUUGCACAAAGGGUCUAUCGACGACGCAGGCUCCUACACUUCAGGUUUCGCCACCAGCGACAGCGAGGGCGAAGGGGGUCCAGCAUCCAGUCUCCGAGCAUCUCGCCUUAUCAAUGCUACGCCGCCCGCAACAGCACAGUAUGCAAACCUCACGUCACCCUCGAAACUAUCUCACACUUCCUCGUCCAUCGGACACGGUUCGAGCGCUCCCGUGCGCAAAUCGUCCUUUGCUUCCGUCACAUCUGCAGCCGAUUCCCAUCUCACAGAGACUCGUUCUGUCGUCAGCGAUGCCAGCACCCUACGUGCUCCAAUCAGUCUGGGUGAAGUCAGUCCGGCCUUUUUCGAAGCGACACUCCAGUAUCUAUACACAAGCGAAGAAGCCAUGGUCGACGCCUUUGAGUUUCUCUUCGAGGAUCGCUUGGCCUCCGAUUCGGAAGUCACCCCCGACGAGAAGCUCGACAAGCUUCGAUCAGACCUUACUUUCAUGUGGCGCAGCAAGCUCUACUCCGACGUCAAGCUAGUGCUUGGUGACGACGAUGACGAUGACCAAAGCGAUAAUGGCGACGGUGGCGGCAGGCAGCGCCGAGUUGGUUCAACAAAGAUGAUGGACAUUCCAGACGCCAACAUGUCUGUCUUGUCAUUGGCACAGACCGUCGACACGGACAGGAUCGACGAAUCGGAUGCCGAGGAUGACGAGCUUACCUCCUUUUCCACCCAUCGCAUGAUUCUCGCUUCGCGCUCCCAGUACUUUGCCUCGCUGCUGCUCUCGCCGUAUGCUGAUUCCCGGGCACCUGUGCUGCACUUGCCGUCGCCACCAUUCACGCCUGCCUCCCUUCAUUUCACACUUGGCUUUCUCUACACGGGCACGCUCUUUUUCUCCAAUCGCACCUUUGACCUCUCGACCGCCUUCUCCUUGUGGCGGGCAGGCGCCUAUUUGCAGAUCGAGACGCUCCAAGCGCUCGUUGCUACUCUCAUCGAACGCGAAUUCUGCCACGGCUUCGUAUGCUCUCCACCGUGUCGCAAGUGUGUCAGGCGUGUACCGCGCACACUUGCCUUUGCCACGAGUCCAGACGUCAGCGAGCAAACAUUGCAGGAGUCGGCGAUCGCCGCAGUCUCGGGAGCACAUUUCGGAAUGUACUGGGCCAAAGACGUCGGCAACCUCGAUCCGAUGCUUCAGGACCGCAUUGUGGACUCGAUCUCCGACCGACUCAAUCAGGAUCCGACUCUCGUGGUCUCUGUGCUUCGGCAGCUCUCGAUCGUCGGACAGCGCAUCGAUACGGAGCGGUCGAGUCGCUGGGUGGAGUCGCUGCGACUCAUGGCCGAGACCGUCGAGAACCGCGUGAUGCCCAUCCUGCACACCAACCUGGACAAAAUUGUGCAGAGCGCUGCAUGGUCCGACUUGCUGGACGGCAUCGGUUCACUCGGCGACGUUCUCGAAAAAUGUCUCGUGAUGCUCAUCGACGGCCUGACCGAGUCGAGAGCUGGUCAGGUGUAUCAGACGCUUGUGGGGCAGGUGCUGCUGCGAGAGCAGGGUUUCGAAGUGGCGCAGUCGAGACAGGCGGUGGAGACGGCGCGAGGCAGCAUUCUGCGCUACCUUCAGAAACGCUGGAUCAACGUUCGCGCUCUGGCAGGUUUCAACAAGCUCGAAAAAUGGUGUUUGAAGGAGCUGGCUGAUGAGCUGGAUGUCACGACAACAGAUCUCGUCUUGCCUCAAGAGGUGCCGCGCCCUUCAAAAGCUGUGGGUCCGCCUAGCCGGUUGAUGGCCGCGCGGAGGACAAGCUCGCUUGCCAGUGGCAGUGUUGGAGCAACAAGCAGCGGCACCGGGCCAACGUCCUCCCUCAGCCCUGCCGCAGCGAGCUCAAGUCGCCUCAAAAGUCCUUCUGUAGCUUCGACCGCUUCGCUAUCCGGGAAUGCAGCUUCGUCGACGACGACGAAGAAGCAGGUGCGUGACGAUGGAGAGCGCGAGGCCGGACCCAUCCAUAUGCGAGCAGCUGUGCUCAACCGCAACGCAGCCAGGACGUCAGUUGCCAACGGACAUCGCUCUUUGUCCGCAACAUCUGCCUCGGAAAGUUCCGCGUCGUCUUCAACAGCACGUCCCAGCGGCUCGAGCGUCAAUGGUGCUUCUCCGAGGACAACGCCAAAGAGCAAGGCUGUGUCCUCUGUGACACCGAACAGCACGAAGACGGUGACUGCGACAAGAAGUGCAAAGCCGAGCAGCGCCAGCCCGUCUGUUGCCAGAUCUGCGGCCGCAAGUGGUGCAGCGUUGGGCAAGCAGCCGAGGCUGCGUACUACCAGCGGCAGCAGUGUCGCUAGCCUGGCAAGCGCACGCUCGACCAACGCCAAAGCUUCUCAUUCAGCUGCUGCUGCAACAGCAACAAGUCCAGAUGGAGCGCCCACUCCAACACGUUCAACAACGCGCCGUGCCGCCACGCCCGACGCCAACAGAACGCCCGCUAAACACAUCCGCAACGUGCGCUCCACAACCACCCUCCCGUCUCGCUCAACGACCAGCACCAGCACCAGCACCAGCCACGACAAUACCAAGCAAGCAUCCUUGUCGGUCGACAGCGCCGCUGCCGCUACCGCAGACAAAUCGACCAAACAACCGCCUGUUCUUGGCCACAAGUCCUCCUUCCUCCGCGCCACGCCUGGUCCAGGCGGGACAUUCUCGCUCUCGUCCACCGACUCAGGCCGCGAUCUGCGCGCUCGAACCAUCAGCACCGGCUCCACUACCAAGAGGGACGCAGGCACCGCUGCAAACGGCAAGGCUUCAAGCGUUGGAUCUCGAUCGACGACUCCAACCAAAACAACGCCUCGAAGCGAUCGAAAACGCUCCACCUCCCCGUCGUCGGUGCGCGGUAUCGCCACCAGCAGCAGUGGGGAUGCUAGUAGGACGACCGCAACAGGAGCUCGCGUGGAGGCCAUGCCGGUUGAUGCGCUGGUGAACGUCGAGAGAGCACGCCAAUUGCCGAGAAGCGAUUCGACAAAGACGAUGGUGUACCGGCCGGUGGAUGCCUCAGCGGUGGACGCAGAGGCGGUGGCGGAGGAGGGUGGGGUGAGCUUGCACGUUGGCAUCCCGUGUAUUGUUUCGCUGCCUUUGGGUGGCGGUGGGGUCGAGGGCAAGACGGGUGCACCGGUGCAGAGGAAGCCGGUCGGCGGACCCGUAAGGCCCAUGGGGGUGAAAAAGACGGCCAACGCUUCGAGUGCUACUGGGCGGGCAUCAGCGUCGGCCGCAGCCGCGGCCCCAGGUAGGAAAGUGCGCGCACAGGUGCGCUACCUGGGCCCCGUCAGCGGACACACAGGCAUGUGGGUGGGUAUCACCGUCUCGCUCUCACCCUCUCACAUCAACUCUCUCUUUGCAACCUCGAGGGUAGCCUGCCCAGUAAGGCUAACAGACGGCUACUACAAUGGUGUGCGCUACUUUUGUCCGGAUUGCACGCAGGCAGUCGAGGCGGAAUGGAGAAUCGAACGGCGCAUGACCGUGUACGAACAGGUUGGCGCCGCCACGACGCAGGUUCCAGAGAGGGCCAAGACGCAGGCGGCGGCGACGGCAAAAGCGGGGACGCGCGAGGACGAGAAGCGCGCAGAGGCGGAGACAGCGAGCAAGGACGCCUUGACGGUCGUCGAGCUGUUCGUGAGGCCGGCGGACGUGGUUUGGGUUGUGCAGUGA
Messenger RNA from Sporisorium graminicola, 4524 nucleotides. RefSeq lists its product as uncharacterized. NCBI's taxonomy places the organism in Eukaryota, Fungi, Basidiomycota, Ustilaginomycetes, Ustilaginales, Ustilaginaceae. The record is from RefSeq and is a predicted model, not a curated record. The transcript has a single exon. Gene Ontology annotation, molecular function: protein binding. Bases 1 to 4524 code for a protein of 1507 amino acids.